This is a messenger RNA of Triticum aestivum (bread wheat), 735 nucleotides long. Its product is annotated as protein RALF-like 33. Lineage: Eukaryota; Viridiplantae; Streptophyta; Magnoliopsida; Poales; Poaceae. Gene Ontology annotation, cellular component: plasmodesma. The record is from RefSeq and is a predicted model, not a curated record. Gene Ontology annotation, biological process: calcium-mediated signaling. Bases 161 to 544 code for a protein of 127 amino acids. The transcript has a single exon.
UCCCUCUCCAAACCCCCUUCACCCGCAUCUCCUCUCCAUCUCCCCCUCCUCCCACUCCCUUCAAAGAGAGAAGAAAGCAGGGAGAGAUCCACCUAGGUGCAUACCGACAAACCGACCGACUCAAACCCGCAAGAAACCAGCCACCGGACGGAAGACUGACAUGGCAAGGCUCGGCGUGGCCUUGCUCGCGCUCCUGGCGGCCGCGGCGGCGGUCGCCAGCCUGCCGUCCCCGGCCUCCGCGGGCGAGCUGGCCUCCAUGCUGCUGUCGCGCGCGGCGGCCUGCGACGGGGUCAUCGGGGAGUGCGGCGUGGACGAGGACGAGGAGAUGGUGACGGGCGCCGGCGGCGCCGGUGAGGCACUGCGCCGGUCGCUGGUGCGGAAGUCGACGGCCAGGUACAUCAGCUACGCGGCGCUGCGCGCCGACCAGAUCCCCUGCGACAAGCGCGGGGCGUCCUACUACAUCAACUGCGGGUCCAUGCAGCAGGCCAACCCCUACACGCGUGGCUGCUCCGCCAUCACGCACUGCGCGCGCAACAUGAACUGAUUCGUCGUCCCUAGGCCUGGUGGAUCUUGCGCACGUACGGCAGUGAUCGAUGCGUACGCACGGAGCGGCGAGGAGGUGUGUGUGGCCGUGCGAGCACCUAACUACUAACUGUGUGCUAGUAGAACGCCCGUGCAUUGCUACAGAUGAAUGAUUAUAAAUAAAUGAAGCUGACUGUACAAAUUUACAAGUUA